Messenger RNA from Salvia hispanica, 719 nucleotides. Its product is annotated as cold-regulated 413 plasma membrane protein 2-like. Gene Ontology annotation, cellular component: membrane. Lineage: Eukaryota; Viridiplantae; Streptophyta; Magnoliopsida; Lamiales; Lamiaceae. The record is from RefSeq and is a predicted model, not a curated record.
CAGAGUAUAGUACUGAAGUAGUAUCAAAGAGAGAGAGAAUGAGGCGGAUUGAUUACCUAUCGAUGAGAGCCGAAGCAGAAGCCGCUGCAUUGUUGGACGCCGACUUGAACGAGCUCAAGGCUGCCGCCACAAAACUCCUCAGCCACGCCUCCGAUUUCGGCGCCGGCACCUCCUUUUUCAAAUGGCUCGCCUCCUUCGCCGCCAUAUACCUAUUGAUCCUGGAUCGGACGAACUGGAGAUCGAACAUGCUCACCUCGCUCCUCAUCCCCUACAUCUUCUUCAGUUUGCCGCACUCGCUCUUCAAAUUUCUGAGGGGAGAGGUCGGUACGUGGAUCGCCUUCGUCGCGGUGGUGCUCCGCCUCUUCUUCCCCCGCCACUUCCCCGAUUGGCUGGAGAUGCCGGGAUCAUUGAUUCUCCUGCUCGUGGUUUCGCCGGAGUUCUUCGCUCACACUCUCAAACAUGACUGGAUCGGAGUAGCGAUUUGUCUCGCGAUCGGGUGUUAUCUGUUGCAGGAGCACAUCAGAGCAAGUGGCGGAUUCCGGAACUCGUUAACGCAGAGCCAUGGCAUAUCCAACACAUUGGGGAUUAUCCUCCUCUUGAUCUUCCCUAUUUGGGCUCUGCUAACACGUCUCCUUUGAUACUCACACAAAAAUGGACAUUAUUAGAUUUAUUGGCAACAUUAUUAGAUUUAUUAUAUUUAGUCUAAUUUUUAUUACGUA